Plasmodium relictum is the source of this 336-nucleotide messenger RNA. Its product is annotated as conserved Plasmodium protein, unknown function. The transcript has 4 exons. Bases 1 to 336 code for a protein of 111 amino acids. The record is from RefSeq and is a predicted model, not a curated record. NCBI's taxonomy places the organism in Eukaryota, Apicomplexa, Aconoidasida, Haemosporida, Plasmodiidae.
AUGUUCUUUUUAAAUUCUGCUUUCUCAUAUAAAAAAAACAGAAGCAUUAAAUAUUUAAACGGAAGCUCAGACAGUUUCCGUAGGAUAAAACAUACAAAUUUUCAUGAAUUAAGAACAAAUGAUAUUAGAAAAGAGAAUCAAGAGAAAUUAAGUGUUGAUGUGAAAGAUGAUGUAAUUUACAUUUCUUCAAAUAUACUAGUUAGUGACGAAAAAAAAAUAAGAGGAAUGGUAAUUUUUACAAAGAGCUAUCCUAAAGAGCUAUUAGAAAAGCUAAAAGAAUUUUUAAAAGAAUAUGUAAAGGAUUCCAAAAAAUUGCUAACUAUUGAAAAAUUAUAA